AGCAGCAACACAAGGAGCAACACUGAGCCCAACGAUUCUCACACUUCUUCACAUCUCAACAAUUAUUAGAUCUGAACCCAUCUGUUUCAAGGGUAGAGGUUUAAAUAACUUUUUAUACAGUAUCAGAACACAGCAUCGCCAUGGAGAAGAUUUUCAUCCAGGUUCUCCUCGUCGUGACUGUAUCAAGAGUGUUUGGUAAAUAUGUUUAUAAACGUGAGGAGAAGACCUGGACAGAUGCUCAAAGAUAUUGCAGACAACAUUAUACUGAACUAGCUCCUGUCAGUGGACCAGAGGAUGACUUGAAACUUAAAGAUAUAGCAGGUGGAAGCUUUCCAUUGAAGUUUCACUGGAUUGGUCUUUACAGAGAACCCAACGAUUUCACAGGCUGGAAAUGGUCAGAUGGCGGAUCUGCAACAUACCUUAACUUUUCGCUUGGUAACCCAACCAACGAACCAUCGCAAAAUUUUGUUUCACUUGGCGACAGUGGAUGGUAUAAUACUUUAAAUUAUCCUGGAUACUUCUUUUGCUUGAGUCUGUUUGUGGUGACAGAGCCCAAGACAUGGGAAGAGGCUCUGGAGUACUGCAGGGAGCAGUACACUGACCUGACCAGCCUGCUGUCAGAGACGGAGAUGCUUCUGGCCCACAGGGAGAUCCAGGAGCAGGCCCAGACGGCGCUGGUGUGGACGGGCCUGCGCUUCCUGGGGGACCGCUGGCUGUGGGUGAACGGGGACCCUCUGGACUAUCAGGCCUGGCCCCCUGGUGGAGGGCACCAGUGCCCAGCUAGAAACCUCCGCUGUGGGGCGGUGGGGACGGCGGGACACUGGGAGGCCCACGACUGCCAGGAGAGACUCAGCUUCAUCUGCUACUGAGGCUGAGGUUGCUUUAAUUUAUUUUAGUGAUAGAUUAGAUCAAACAUGUUGCCAAGCUAUUCCUUUGUGUUGGUUUUAACAUAAAGGUCACAAAAACAAAUCACCUAUGACUAUUAGCAUCUUUGCAUUUACUCACAUGGACUAAACUGGAAUGAAAAUUGAAUGCUGGUAGAUUAAAAUGUGCAAGUAUUUCCUUGC
Messenger RNA from Hypomesus transpacificus, 1067 nucleotides. Its product is annotated as macrophage mannose receptor 1-like. The transcript has a single exon. NCBI's taxonomy places the organism in Eukaryota, Metazoa, Chordata, Actinopteri, Osmeriformes, Osmeridae. The record is from RefSeq and is a predicted model, not a curated record. The coding region runs from base 141 to 869 and encodes 242 amino acids.